AACGGAGACGUACGUGAAAAUACCACGAUGUCCGCGAGCAUGAGCGUAAAUCCCAAACAUUGAGUCAUCUCAGGUUUGAGACGUCAGUUUGUUUAGCUCGAAUUUUAAUCGUGUGAGCAAAGUCCGUGGAAGGUAGAAAGGAGUGUAGCAUCACUGAAGUGCAGGUUUUGAUAAAAUCCUUAACUAAAUUCAAAGGAAAUGAAUAAUCUUAAAGAUUUAGUUCAGAAAUCGGAUUGUAUUCUUCUUGAUGUGGAAGGGACAACAACAUCAUUUGAUUUUGUGAAAGAUGAACUAUUUCCCUGUGCAGAAGGUUGUCUUAGGAGCUACAUCAUGCAUCACUGGAAAGAUAGUAAAUUGCAAGAAGCUGUUUCAGAUGUUAUUAAACAGAAUAAAGAAGACCAGAAAGCAAAACUGUGUGGAUAUGUUCCAUUGCCUUCUGUUAAAGAUGAAAAUUUUCAAGAAGCUGUUAUUUGUAAUCUCUUGUGGCAAAUGUCCAGUGACCGCAAAACAACAGGUUUAAAAAAAAUCCAAGGUUUCAUAUGGCGAGAAGAAUAUGAAAAGGGAUUUUUAAAGGGCCAUGUGUAUGAGGAUGCAGUGCAGGCUUUGAAUUACUGGAAAUCAAAUCAAAAAAAGAUUUAUAUCUAUUCAUCUGGAAGCAUUGAAGCCCAGCGCCUACUGUUUAAUCACAGUAUAUGGGGUAAUUUAGAGUAUCUUAUUGAUGGAAACUUUGACACAACAAUAGGUUCCAAGACCGAGCAUUCCAGCUACAGUAAAAUUUGUGAAAUUCUUUACUAUGAACCACAAAAUGUGUUAUUUAUUACUGAUCGGCCCAAAGAAAUAUUUGCUGCUAAAAAAUCUGGAAUGAAUGCUAUACUAAUAAAAAGAGAUCCAAAUCAUUCUUUACUUGAAGAAGAAAAGGAUUAUAUAGGAUAUGAGGAUGCAUCCAUAACUACUUUUGCUGACUUAAUGGAAGAUAACUGAUCGUCAGAAUCUGUUUAAUUAUAUAUUGUGUAUAUCAUUUUAUAUAUAUAAUAUCUUUAUGCUGUAUCCAGAUUUUCUGCACCUUUAUAAAUCUUGCAAUUUAUCAGCUUUCUGCUUAAAUGAUUUAAAUGUAUUAUUUACUGUGAAAAUGUUUAGUUUUGUUCUCUCCUUGCAAGAAACACUUUUCCUUAUCAUUAAAAAAUUUGAGGCCAAAAA
This is a messenger RNA of Stegodyphus dumicola, 1197 nucleotides long. RefSeq names its product enolase-phosphatase E1 (gene Enoph). The record is from RefSeq and is a predicted model, not a curated record. Gene Ontology annotation, molecular function: acireductone synthase activity; magnesium ion binding. Lineage: Eukaryota; Metazoa; Arthropoda; Arachnida; Araneae; Eresidae.